CACCCCCGCCACCGCCGCCACCUCCCCCACCAUUUUAUGCUCCACCAUCACCAGCCCCAGCAUCACCAGUACCAGCCCCACCUCCCUCCAAUGAUCUUUACCCCAACUAUACUUUAAUAACUCCACCUCAUUCAACGACAGCCCCACCUCUCACCGCUUCAAGUUACUCAGAUACGAACGCAGUAGGUAAGGGAAAUCAUCAAGUUAGUUUGAUAGUUUAAUAAAAUCGCACUUCUUGCGGUAAAGUUACUGAAUUACAAGGUGAUUACAAGUCUAAAUAGAGGUAUAAAUAUAUACAUGAAUUAAGAUUAGGAAAUCUAACAAAUUAAAAACUUUUUUUCUUAUAGAUACAAUAACAAGCGCCGUGGCUGAUACAACUCACUCUACAACAUCUUCCCCGACACCUAAAGCGCACGACAUGGCUUACGAUGAACUGUUGAAUCAAGUCUCCAAUGAUCCAAUGCCUAACUUGGGGGCAAGUGUCCCGCCAUCUCCUAACCCCGCGCAAACAGCAACCUCGCAAUCUGCAUACGGAAGUUCUUACGCAGCCCCAAGUCAAGCAACAGCAGGUAAACACUAACUCUAUUCAGUAUUGUCAAUAUUUACACACAUUAGAUACAUGGUCAAUAUUUACACACAUUAGAUACAUUGUCAAUAUUUACAGAAGUUAGACACAUUGUCAAUAUUUACACACAUUAGAUACAUUGUUAAGGAUGCGGUACAGUCCGUAUGUAAACAAAGGCUUUGUUUACAUUUUGGUAUCCAAAAUAUUGAAUUUUAUUCGACAACUAUUUAUAUUUUCAUGAUUCUAGAGUAUAAUAAAUUAUCAAGAGACAACAAUCAAGCUUUGCAAGAACAUAAAAUGAAAUAAAAACCUAAAUAAACUGUUUGUAAAUAAAAAGAGGGCUCCUUUGUGCACAUGCGCAGAUCGGACUGUACCGCAUCUUUAAAGAUGUACACAGACUAGACACACUGUCAAUAUUUACACAUUGCAAAGGCCCAGUUUAGACGGCGAGAUUUUCAUGCAGCGAACCAAAUCUAAUUAAAAUACGGCACAAGUUUGGCAACUGAUUUAGAUGUCGGACUUAAUUGAGAUAUAUUUUUUACAGCUGAAAAUGCACUAACGUCUCCCCAAGGUGACUCGACUCAAACUCCCUCUCAAGCGAGUACAACAGCUGCAUAUGGCAGUGCAUCUAACAGCUACAAUGCAUUGAGCUAUGAUUGGUCAAGUUUUGCCGCCUGCUCUACAACGUGUGGUCAGGGGUAUAAGAGACGAAUUCGGAGAUGCGAUGUUCCACAACGCUGCUCGGAUAAGAUCGAGGAAGAUGUUCAACUUUGUUACAAUGCACCUUGUGAAGGUACAAUACAAUACAAUAAAACUUUAUUUUAACACGGUAAAAUCGUCUGUACAUUAAUUAGAUAGAAAAAAAUAAUUACAACUGAUUUCCAAGAUUGCCGUGUGGAAGUCAUUUUACAAAUUAUAGUAAUAAUUUAAGGAAUUCUUAAAUAGUGGUAACGAACGAAGCAUUCGUAUAUUUUGAGGCAGAUUAUUGCAUAAUAAGGCUCCACUAUAACAAAGGCUUCGUUUUAAAUAGUUCGUGGCUUGGGCAAAUUUAGCUUUAUUUCAGAGUUUCUUAAGUUGUACCCAGGUAUGAUUAUAGAGCUUUUUUCAUGGCAACUGCUGACAUAUGGUACAUAUUAAGAUGUGAUAUAAAAUAGAAGAGCUUUGUUUGAAGUUGAAUUGUAUCUCACCGUGCACAAAUCCUUUAUCUCAACUUCAUUAAAAAUUAUUCAUCAUGGUUGUACAUUUCAUCUCAGCUAUCCCUUUUGGAAAGUUACUUAAUAGACCUUACCGAUUAUUCUCUUUUACCCAAUGGCCUCGUUUCCAUGUUAACUUAUUUUAGCACGUUAGGGGCAGAUAAAGAUUAUAUUCCCAUGUUUUCAAUAACAAAGUAAUUUUCAAUCCUGCUAAGCACAAAACAUGAGUAAGUAUUUGACACGAUAGCGAGGCCAUUGGCUGAAAGGGGAUAAUCGGUAACAAAUUUAUUUGUAUUUUAAAGCAUACACUUUAUGAUUUUACUGGUGGCUGAAACCAUGAAUCUUUUAGAUAAAUAAUAAACUGAUUUAUCUCAACUUUUAGGUAUACUAAAGUUAGACAAUGUCUUUCAAUUGAAAAUAGCAACUUUUGUUUACAAAAUUCUAGCAGAAACAAAUGAUGUCCCGUCAGUAUUUGCCAGUAGUAUUAAGGUUGUAUCCGCUCAACACUCUCAUAAUACCAGAUUUGCUAGCAGACAGAAUUUAAGUAGACCAAAAGCACGAACUAAUUAUGGAAUACAAACAUUUAAAUUUAUUUCAUCACAAAUUUGGGAGUCUAUUAAUCCUGAAAUCAAACGAUCAAAUUCAAUGUCAAUAUUUAGAAAAAGAUAUACUCAAUUCCUAAUUAUUUCACAAACACCCCCCUCUAAUUCCUUGAGGCAAUGAUAUUGUAUUUAAUUUGUCAUAUAUAAAUAUCUUGUUAAACUUUCUCUAAAAUAAUUUAAUGAGGCAGUGAUCAACUCGAAAGCUUAUUGCUACUUUGAUCACUGCGUGCAAUAUCUUUUAUAUUUUUUCCCCCUCUUUUUUUCAAUAAUAUUAUGUAUAUAUCUUAUCUAAUUGUCUUUAAAAUUUGUGUGUAAAAAAAAAUUGUACGAAAUUCAUUAAAAAAAAAUUCUAAAUUUUAAUUUUUAAUUCUUUCAGACUUUGGCAACCCUUGGUCAUCGUACAGCAAAUGCAGUAAGUCGUGUGGCGGUGGUCAGCGGUCACGUUCAAGAAGUUGUAUCGGUCGAGUCGCGUGCCCAGCGUCAGGAAGUGAAGUUCAAAACGUACCUUGUCUUGUUUCAAACUGCCCAGGUUCGUUGAAUGUUUUAACAAUGUACCUGUUUUAGCCUGGUUUUGAUAUGCUCGUAAUGCCAGUUUAUAAUAGUUUAUGCCUGUAAACCACAUAUAAAUCAUAAGUAUUCUCUAGGUAUAAUCACUCCGCGUAUUUUCAGUUCUAAAAUGUUGUAUUUCGGCUGAUGAGAAAGAUCGUGACUCAAUCUUUACGACCGUUACAACCAUAUAUGGAAAUCAGGCUUUACUGCUCAUUCAUUACACCCGUGGCCAGAUUUUCAGGGAAGGCGCGAGAAGUGAUUUCAAUAGAGACCUUACGAUUUUAGGACGGCAACGCGACUGCAACGGCUACCAAUACAAUAGAUAUUUUCUGUGUUGGUGUUGUGUACUCAGGUGAAUAUGAUGUUUGUGAUGUUACUCUGAGUGGAUAUACACUCAGAGUAACAUCACAAACAUAAUACAAUAGAUCAUUGAAAAUAAUUGAGCAAUUACAAUGUAUGAAUAAUUCAGACAUUGUCCUCGCUCUAUUUACAACGCCAAAUCACAGAUUUUGACGUCUUGAUACAACGGCUGCAUUCCAAGCCACAACAAGUGCAACUUCAAACUGGGUUUAGCAGAACUCUUCCCAACCAUAACACCCAUGUCUUCAACUUCUAAAACUGCAUUAAAUUCAUACGGUUGAUAAUAUACGACGAACUAUCUUUACUACCAUUUAUUUGAAGGAGUUUGUUUUGGCCGUCGCCGUCCUAAAAUCGUAAGGUCUCUAGUGGUUGUCUGAGGAUACGUUGUUAUAGAUGUGAUUUCUUCCUUAACGUGGGCGAUCUCGUAGGAAUUAUCAAAAUGGGAAUUUUGUGGUGUCCGGGGAUGAGAAAGAUACUUGGGGGUGUUUAAGGAUAUUUUUGGGCCCGCUAUACAAAUUCAAAAUUAUUAUCAUUAUUCAUUUCUUUAGAAAUUGAUUAUUUUCACAGUCAAUAAAUCUAUUCUCUAUACAAACGAAUGUUGAAACGAAUCUAUACAAAUCUCAAAUAAAUCUCUAUCUAUUUAUUCUGUGUUUCUUUUCUAUCUAUUUAUUCUAUGAUUCUGUUUUUUAGUUUUACAUUACGAUUUCAACAAUACAACGCAAGAAGUGAUUCGGGACAUAUCUGGCUACGGGAAUAACGCUUACUUAGAGAACGGCGCUCAAAUCCAGCCCGCGAGCGAUGUUUGCGGGUCCAAGGCGGUCCUCAGCCCGCGAGGAGAUAUUCUCAUGGAGGAUUUUCGUUUGGAAAAUAAACCAAAAGUUGCUAUAAGUAUUGCCGCUCGAAUACGCCUUCAAGAUACGCGAGGUUGGCAUUCAAUAUUCAGCACGGCCAAAACAACGGAUAGUGGGGAAAUACGAGGUUAGUGGCAACAGAGUUGGUUUUCAGCCAAUGCCUGUAGACUGGCCUUGGGUCAAAACAUUCGAAUUAGAUUUAGAAGUGCAUAUGACAUGAGAUUUCUUAUUUUCUUGAAUGGAAGAACUCUUUAAGCUGUAGUGUAACUUAUUUUUCAGUUUCUUGUUUUUAUGGUUUGUUCCCGAGAUAUUUCAAUUUGUUUGAUAUGUAAAUGAGUGUGAAUAUGUCCGCUAAUUUAUGACGUCACUUUGGUUGCAAGCUCAACUUACACUGGUUAUAAAUCUAUUAACUCUAAAAACUGUUGAUGUCAGUUCACAUUUUUCUCCAGUGUUUCAUCACAUUUACCAGUGAGUGAAGUUUGAAAUUAUCAUCUUGGAUUAUAGCAGUGAUAUUUAAUCAAAUUAAAGAGCUUGCAACUAAAAUGACGUCAUAAAUUAGCGGACAUAUUCAUACUUAUUUACAUAUCAAACAAAACUGAAAUAUCUUGGGAACAAACCAUAAAAACAAGAAACUGAAAAAUAAGUUACACUACAGCUUAAAGAGUUCUUUUAUUUAAAAUUCAUGUCAUAUGCACUUCAACGUUAAAAAACAGCCGUAUACUUCAAUUACAAGAUUCACACCUAAAGAGUUUUACUGCAUUCCAUUGUUUACAGGUGGAUUUCAUUUCGAGGUGGACGAUGGGAAGCUACGAUGGUUUCAUCGCAAUCAAGAUGAUCGUGCCGUGUUUGACGUCACAACAUCCGACUCGGUCGUUCGAGCCAACACUUGGCAUCACGUGAUGGGCACGUAUGAUUCUACCGUCGCUCGGGCGAAGGUAAGGUGAAAAAUGAUCUCUUUAAAAAUCUGGAUUGUGGAGGAAAUAUUACGAUUCCGAAUACUUUAAAUGUUGACUAGCAGGAGUGUUUGUAUCACUCAUCUCAAAGCUAUGACUUGAUAGCUUACGGCUAUAAAUGAAAACAAUAGAGGGAAUUGUUGAAGACAAUCUAAUAAUUGAGUGAAUUUCAUAGAAAUAAUAGAUGUCUAUUAUUUCUAGUGAAAUUGCUCAAAAUUUUGAGUCACUAUGGGUGCAAGUUUUUGAGGCAAAAUACUCAGGAUUUUUGCAGUGUAUGCGCAACUAAAAACCAAUGGCUUUCCUAGUUUUUACUCAUAUAUUUCAAUGAAAUCCUGGACUCGGUUGUUCAAAACUGGUUUAGCGCUAACCCUGGGUAAAAUUAAACCUACUGUUUUAGUUUAUGUAUUUCUGCACAUCCAUCUGUUUCAAAACUUCAGAGAAGAAAACUCUUAUCGAACCAGACAAGAUUUCUGAAGAAAUAUUUCCAAGUUUAUAACGAAGCUGUCAGGAAGUUUGCUUUGAAUUUUAGGUUAACCCAGGGUUAAGUUAAUCGGCUUUUGAAGAACCAGCCCCUGUUUUUUUUUUUGUGUUGGUGUUGUGUACUCAGGUGAAUAUGAUGUUUGUGAUGUUAUAUACUCUGCGUGUAUAUCAUAUAGAUAUCUUAUAUACACUAGAUAGUGCAUCUAAUUAUUCUGCAAUUCAAAAAUUGAAGCCGUGAUUGCAGACUCAGGAUAUUCUCACGAAAUGAGAAGACUCGUAUGUUUUCUAUUUCUUAAACAGGGAACUUCUAAACAUUAAGUUAAACCUAUUCCUAAUACAUUUUCAAACUAUUUAAAUGAUGAAAGUUAUUGUUGUUAUUUAAGCGUUUGUUAGCGAGUGGGAAACUUCAACAUGGCCGCCAACUAUUCAAAUGUGGGUAACCGCUGGAAUAUUCUUGGCUUCGAUUUUACUGAGAGAAAUGCGCUAUCUAGUGUAUAUAAGAUAUCUAUGGUGUAUAUCCACACCGGACAAGCUUGAGCAUUAAUCACAAACAUCACCCCUGUUGUUUAAUACAUUUCAAUGAAACACGAUGAUUUUUUACAUUACAGGUGUUCGUCGAUGGCGCUGAGAAAGGUGGCGCUCCGGGCUUUGGUGUUUUAGACACAGACUGGGGAUACAAAGCAUGCAUCGGUACUUUCGAUUUCGACGGAAGAUAUUUGAAUGGCGAACUGGACGAUUUUCAAAUGUUUGAUUACGCCAUCAAGGACAAAUUUCAAAUAGAAAACUUAAUCAAAACAAAAUGUGAAAAACAGCUAGUAAAAAGGUAGUAUAGUAUAUCACAGUGAGAUGCUCAAGUGUCACGGAAAAAGACUGGGCCUAGUUCUACAUACACAUGCAAGAUGUAUCAAAAACGGUUAAACCAACAUUGACGACUGUUAUUGCGCGUUGGGUAUCGUCACAGAGAAGAGAUAAUACAGAGACGAAACAGACAUCUCGAUAACCUGAAUUUUUGUGUCACGCGUUCCACGCAGGUUCCACGCGCCACGCAAAAUCUUCCAGCCAAUGCCGUCGCUGAAAUUUCAUAGCAAAAGAUAGGGAAAACGCCGUUCGAAAGGUGAAAAUCGCUUUUUUUAAAAAAAUGAGAAACCCAUGGAAAUUUUGUUCAAUAAAUUAUUGUAGAAUAACGAUAAGCGAUCACUUUUAUUGAUUUCUUUUUAUUAAAAGUGUUAACAUAACAUUUUAUUUUGCAAAAGUUUGUUUUUUUCCUAUCUACUCCUUAUUAAAAUCGUGAAAAGCACUGGCUGGAGGUUUCAGAUGCUCAUAUAUAAAAAACAAAGCAGCGAAUGAUAUAAAUUCCUCAAAAUAUAACUCUCGCAUAAAAAAAAACAUGAAUACUUCUAUAAUACGUAUAGUUUUUUCUCUGCAUGGUC
This is a messenger RNA of Paramuricea clavata, 6983 nucleotides long. Lineage: Eukaryota; Metazoa; Cnidaria; Anthozoa; Malacalcyonacea; Plexauridae. The record is from the annotation of a GenBank genome assembly.